Messenger RNA from Trichobilharzia regenti, 1441 nucleotides. The record is from the annotation of a GenBank genome assembly. Lineage: Eukaryota; Metazoa; Platyhelminthes; Trematoda; Strigeidida; Schistosomatidae.
AAAUAUAAAUGUGCACAUUAAUUUACGCUUUGUCAGUUGCACAAAAACUGUUAACAACACAGUUUGCCAAGCAUGCAAAGGAAACAUAAUCAUUGUAGACGGAAAUCUAUCCGAAAGGAAAAGCACUAUGUUAUCAGUAAACGUUCGUCUAUGUGCGCCUAACCAUUAGGUAGAACCUCAUUAAAUUAUACAACAAAGAAAUGCUAUGAGCAACAUUUAAUGUCCGAAGGACGAAGACACAAAAGCUUUUAUUAGACAAAAAUAAGUAGGACAACGCCUGGACUUAGACCCGUCUGUUGGAAGUGAGGUACUUAGAUCAACCACAAAAUUUCAAUGGCCUACCUUGUCAAAAUGAGUGCCAAUAAAUCUGAUCAAAGAAAAACCUGAAGACAGAAGUGAAUAUACAUAUGUCUGUUUUCGACAUAGAACUUUGCACCGAUGUGCAACAGUUCAAGUCGCCACACCACGUAGCAAACAACGCAAGAGAAGAAAGGAGAAGAAAUGCAAAAUAGACACAGUAGACAGAGAUAUGAGGCUAAAAGAAUAGUAAUAACGGAGAACAAUACAGUUUCAAGGAGUGCACAACUAGACCACAUAGCAAUAAGCUAUCGUUGGCGUGGGUCGGUAGGAGAUUGUCGCUCCUUCUGGAACACGUGUGUAGAUACUAAUCACGCACUGGUCCGCGCUCGUGUGUGCUUACGACUGAACGGACGUAGGAAACAGCUGGUGGCAAACCCAUCACGUCCCCAGCUCGAUCAGGAAAAUAAAUCCCUAUUUGAGGAAAAACUAGCUAAACACAUAUCUGAGUUCGACAGCUGUGCUCACCCUGAAGAAGCUUGUAAGAAUAUUCAGGCAGCAAUACACACAGCUGUAAAAUCUGUGAAUAAGGUAAAUCCAAAUGUGAGUAAAAACCAUUGGAUUUCGACUGCCUCAUCCGAAAUGAUAGAUGCUAGAAGACUUAUUCCGGCAAGCUCCAAAUUCAAUGAGGAGCGAAAGCUGCACAAAAGGAAACUUACGAAAAGUCUCCGCAAGAACCGUGAACAGUGGUGGGUAACAAAGGCGAAAGAGAUGGAAAAAGCAUCGGCGAUAGGCAACACUAGGCAACUCUUUAGACUCAUCAGGGAAACUGGUGGGAGAAGGCAAAUCAUAAGUGAAACAAUUUCGGAGAAAAAUGGCACCAUAAUUAGCUCCCAGGAUAGACGACUGGAACGCUGGAAAGAACAAUAUGAGGAGCAAUUUAAUUAGCUCAACCUGCCGAACAUCCAACACCUCCCUGAAUGGGAUAUAGACACAGGUCCCCCUUCCUUAACUGAGGUUACUAAAGCUGUCACUAACCUGAAACAAGGCAAAGCAGCGGGACCUGAUGGAAUGACUCCAGAGGUAUUUAAGUACGGUGAAGACAGCUUACUGUCUGCAAUAACUGAGAUUCUAAGCGGCGUCU